Molecule: messenger RNA, 2442 nt
Organism: Rotaria sp. Silwood1
Lineage: Eukaryota; Metazoa; Rotifera; Eurotatoria; Philodinida; Philodinidae
Source: the annotation of a GenBank genome assembly
ACUUGGUUUUAGCAAAGUUUUAUGUACGAGCAACAUAAAUGUAGAAUGAAUGUCUGUUUACCAAGACUCCAUACAAAAUAAUUUUACCUGACUCAAAGUACCUCAUUCGAUGCAGUUUUUAAUGCUGAUUUUGAAUCUAAAGCUGAUUUUUAUUGUUGAUCGCAAAAUAUUAGAGCAAAUAGUUGAACAAUAUAAAACUCCCAUUACUAAAAAUGUAAAAACAGCAGCAUUCUUUUUGUUCUUCUUCCUCCUAUUUUCAUAGAAAAUGAUACUCCCAUAAAAAGUUAUUUAUAUAGGUCGAUCGAGCAGAAGCUCCUCUAUCGAAGUGUAUAUCGGGCUUUCUGCGCGAAUUCAAUUUUUGAAUGACAUGAUAAGCAAACAUUUUCGCAUGUUUUAGCUACUGAGUGGAAAAGAGCAGCUGGUGAGGUUCCAGUAAAAAUAAUUUAAAUUUACCUUGAAAAGCGGAUGACCUUGAAGAUUUUUCGAUGGUCUACACGAAUGUGGAGUUGAAAUUUCGAUUAGAAAAAAUAGUUAGAUUCAUAUUCGCCAAAAUAAUGAAAACCAUUACAUUUGAAGUCGGAGAAAAUAAUCAAAAUGCGUAUUUUUGUAUUUUGUGAGUUUGUCUCUUAUUGUACGAUCAAUGAUAGACUUCUUUGGUAAUCAAAAUGAUCAGCGUAAAAAGUUCUAUCCAAUGAUAUUAUUUGAAGACUAAUCGAAGAUGACAUAUGUAACGGUGGGAGGAACCCCAUGGAAUUACCUAACUACUUUAUGGAACGCGAAUCUAUGAUAAGUUUAGCUGACAAAAUAGGUCUCACUUGACUCGAUUGUUAUUGUUAAAUUAUGAGGAGUAUCAAGUUAAAAAUGAUCUACAUCAAGACCAACUCAUCUGUGAAAUGACUUAUCCAAUAUUUGAGCUGAAUAAUGUGGCAAACUAUAUAUAGCAGUUCUCUUUUACUUCCAACGGUUUUUCACCAUAGAUUUUUAAGGGGAGCCAAAAAAGUCUCGCUGAACACUAGCAGAAAUAUGAAAAUAAGAAAGUUUCUUAUCAAUCAUGUUAGCUAUUUUGCCUAUAUGAACAUUUAGUGACUGUCAAUACUCUGUUAAGGCUGGUUGAGAAUAACUGACCGAUUGAUGUGUGAAAAUUUUCUUUAUGACUGAUCUACACUUCUUUGGUCUUUUUAGAAACUUUAUCAUAUACAUAUAUAUAUAUCCAUCGACUGUUCCUUUAAUUUUUGUUCCUUUAAGUAUGUGUAAGAAUAGCAGAUCCAUAGCUCUUUAUUCACACAAGGUAUGCACGAUGGCAUAGUUCCUUUCAGUAGAGAGGUAGCGAUGUUUGCGUCGUGUUAUUUUAAUAAUUCAACAUUUGUUACUUGAAGUGAACGAUUUUGCUAGAUGAGGAAACAAAUAAAUCAAAGAAAUGAAAAGGAAUAUUUAAAAAAACAGAGAAAUACUGAAAUUGAACGCUUAAUUUGUUGUUUCUCUUAAACAAAUUUGCGUUGUCUAUGCACUGCUUGAUUAGUUUUUUCAUUCGAAAGCGGAUUGAUUUCAAUUGCAACUGAACAUGAAUUUAAUCUUGAUGCUAGAUGAAUUCAUAACAGUACAGAAUAGGAAGAAUGAUAAUUUGACGAAGUAAUUUCCUCAGUCAUAAUCUAAUUGAUUGAUGCAUAAGAGAAUAACGAAUAACAGAAGGAGAGAAAAGACGAAAUAAAAUAAAAAGAAAGAGGAAACAGAAGAGGUGAUUGUUUUUCAUCUCUCAGUAGGUGGUUUCGAUUAUAAAUGUUAGAGGAGAUGAAUGGUAAUAAAAACGAGAUUCAGAUCAUAUGCAAACUCAUUAUUAAAUUCAAACUAAGAAAUAUUUACAACCUUCCAACAUCAUAUAAAUAGGCAAGCAUCACAUAGUUCAAUUUAUUCUUUUUUCUAAAUUCUGCCUUUUUUUAUAAAUAGAUCAUCGCUGUUUCUUCUCAUUCAUCUCGUCAAUUAUAUUUAAAUAAAAGGAAUAUUAUGGCUGAACCAUUAAUAUGUCCAUUAUGUAAGAGUAUUAUGGGUAAUUCUGUUGAUGGUAUAGCUAUUUAUGGUUGUGGAUAUAUGAUCUGUGGUGAAUGUUUCUAUGAUUUACAUCAUCAAAGUUAUAAAUGUUUUGUAUAACAAAUUGAUACAGUUGCUAAUAUAACAUUAAAUACAUGUUCUAUUGGUAGAACUAAUCGUAUGUUUAUACCAUAUAUAUUUAAUAUAACAAAUUCAUGUUUAAAACUUGAAAAUGAAAUUCAAAUUGAUUUUGAAUCACCUGUUCUUUAUGCAUUAAAACAAGCUGAUGCAUAUAAUGACACAGUACCACCACUGUGUACAGCUAAUGUUCAAAAUGGUGUAUGUCAUGUACAAUUUAUUCGAAAAGAACCAUGUUCAUUUAGUUGGGAUUGGGUAAGAAUUUAUAUCGAGAGAUAA